ACGAGUCUCUGACUAGACCUAAUUUGUCACAUAAGGCGGGAAAUUUUUUUUUUGAGCGGAGAAGAAGUUGUUGCAGAGAGAAAGGCUUUGUGAGUGUGAUGGAGAGGAUACACGUCAGCGUCCGUGCAAGGCCUCUCUCCCCAGAUGACGCAAAAACCAGCCUCUGGAGGAUCUCCGGAAACUCCAUUUCCAUUCCCAACCACUCCAAAUUCGAAUUCGAUCAAAUUUUCAGCGAUAAUUGCGACACCGCGCGGGUGUACCAAGCUCGCACCAAAGAUAUUGUGGAGGCUGCAGUUCGCGGAUUCAACGGGACUGUUUUUGCAUACGGCCAAACUAAUAGUGGCAAGACUUACACUAUGCGAGGCUCGAAAGCGGAGCCUGGAGUUAUUCCUCUCGCGGUCCACGAUUUGUUUCGGAUUAUUCAACAAGAUGUGGAUCGAGAGUUUCUUCUUAGAAUGUCAUACAUGGAGAUUUAUAAUGAAGAAAUAAAUGAUUUGUUGGCUCCUGAACAUCGUAAACUGCAGAUUCAUGAAAAUCUGGAGCGGGGGAUAUAUGUUGCGGGGUUGCGAGAAGAAAUUGUUGCCUCCCCUGAGCAAGUCCUUGAUCUCAUGGAGUAUGGAGAAUCUCAUAGACAUAUUGGAGAGACAAAUAUGAACUUAUACAGUAGCAGGUCCCAUACUAUUUUCCGCAUGAUAAUUGAGAGUAGGGAUAGAAGUGAAGAUGAAGAAAGUGGAAGCUCUUGUGAUGCUGUCCGUGUAUCAGUGUUGAAUUUAGUGGAUCUUGCUGGUUCAGAGCGUGCUGCAAAAACUGGAGCCGAAGGUGUCCGACUCAAAGAAGGUUCUCACAUAAACAAAAGCUUAAUGACUUUAGGAACUGUGAUUAAAAAAUUGAGUGAAGGUGCUGAGAGUCAAGGGGGUCAUGUUCCAUAUCGAGAUAGCAAGCUGACUCGAAUUUUGCAACCUUCUCUAGGAGGAAAUGCUAAAACGGCUAUAAUAUGUAAUAUCACUCUUGCUCAGAUACAUACAGAUGAAACUAAAAGCAGCCUUCAAUUUGCAAGUAGAGCAUUGCGUGUCACAAAUUGUGCUCAAGUGAACGAGAUUUUGACAGAUGCUGCUUUAUUAAAGCGCCAAAAGAAAGAGAUUGAAGAUCUUCGUGCCAAAUUGAUGGGUUCUCAUUCAGAGCAUUUGGAAGAGGAGAUUCUGAACCUUCGAAAUACAUUAUUACAGACUGAAUUGGAAAGGGAACGCAUAGCUUUGGAAUUAAAGGAGGAAAAGAAAGCUCAAGCUGAAUGGGAAAAAAGGGUAAAAGAACAGGCCAAGAAAAUCGAAAAUUUGAGUUCAAUGGUUUUGUUUUCAAAUAGGGAUGAAAGUCGUGAGCAUAUUAAAAAGGACAAGAGGCGGGAUACAUGGUGUCUAGGAAAUCUUUCUAAGGAGCAUCAAAGAAAUGAAUACUGUAACAUCCAGCCUAGUGCUUCUUCUACUGUAAAGCCAAUAAGACCUAAACGAGAGAUGGGACCACUUCUUCCUUUUGAUGAACUUGUAAAUGAAGAUGUUUAUGUGGAUGAGCCCUUUAAGCAAGAAGACAAUAAUAAGGAUGAUGCUAACAAGGAUUGUAAUCUACCAAACCCUUGUACUUUAUUGCAUGUAACAAACAGGAAAAAGGCACCAUCGCAGAAGAAAAGCUUGUCCAUGCAGGAGGACGACAAAUUUGUAGAAUUGCAGGAAGAAUAUGAGAGUUUGUUUCUAAAAUUUGAAACUCAGAGAACUGUAAGUGAGAUACAGAUUGAGUCAUUGAGAAAAGAGCUUAUUGAGGCAACUUCUCUUCAUUUUAAGGAAUCUGUUGACUCUUUAAAUUAUGCCCACAGUGGUGGAUUGAAUGUUGAGAAAAAUGCGAAUUUUAGAGAGUCAGAUGCUAUUCUUGUUAUCAAGAGACUUCAAGAGCAGAUUAAGGUUUUGGAAAUGGAAAAGUUAUCAAGCCAUCAAAGCUUGGAUAAUGUUGUUGAUCUGGCAACAGAGCAGAACAUAUGUGCUAGGGAGAAAUACAAAGAGCUCUAUGAAGAGCUUAUAAAUGCACAGGAGGCAGCUCGGCUGGCUAAUGAACAACUUACUUCCAGCAAAAGUGUGAGCAAUAUUAAUGAUGGAAAUUUUGACUUUGUGAUCAGUGUUUCCACGGAAAUUCAAGAAAUUAUGUCUGAAAUUCAAAGCUCAAAAGAUGCUGUUCAAAGUGUUAUGUUUAUGGUGGAUGAUGCUAUUAAAAACUUCUCUGCUCUACAUGAUACGCUCCUUGUUUUCAAAACCUCAGUUUCUCAGGAUUCUGCAGAACAAAGUUUAGUCUUGAGUAAUAAUCAGAAGUUGAAUUCUCACUUGAGAAAUAAAAUAUUUGAGCUUGAGAGUGAGAAGAUUCUUCUGGACAACCAAUUAGCUGAUCUUCAGAAGCAUCUUCAGGAAUCAAAACUAGAUGCUCAGAAUUCCCAAAAUUCUUUGAUGGAAAACUUGGAACAACAGAAAUUUGAAAAUGCAGAGUUGAUUUCUUAUAUUCAAACUCUUGAAAAGGAUUUAUCAUAUUUCACAUCAUCUUCUGUGGCCAAGGAAAGGGAAACUUUAAGAAAAGAUUUGGACAAGGCAAAAGCCAAGUUGAAAGAAAUUGAGUCUAAGCUUAAGCUUGCCAUACAAGAGAAAACAAAACUUGAGGGUGAGAAAGCAUGUGCUGAACGAGAGACUAAACGGUUGCAUGGUCAAAACUCUCUUCUUGAACGUGAUAUCAACAAACGUGAUUUGCUUGCGGGAAGAAGACGUGAUUCAAUUGUUGAAAGGGGUUCAAAGAUGUUUGAUCCUAAAAGACCGAAGGGUCUUGCAUUUUCUCUAGAACAAACAUUACAGGAAGAACACAAAAAGCUGGAAGUUUUUGCAUUUGAAUCAGAAACAAGAAUUGCUUCGUUGGAAGAAGAAAUAACUGGUAUAUUGAAGGAGAAAGAAGAGGUGAUAUCUAUUAAUGAAGGUUUGACAUCAGAAUUGGAAGGCUUGACUGAGAAACUGAAUACAUCAUCCUCUGAAGUAUAUAAUUUGAAGGAGGAAAUUUCAUCUAUUAAACAAAGAUUGGAAGAAUCUGAUAUCAACCAAGAAAAUUUGAAAAGCUCUAUCAAAGUGUUGAUGGAAGAAAAGGAGGAGUUGGCCAUGCAACUCACUGAUUCUCUUUUGGAAAUAGAGGAGGAAAGGGCAAUAUGGUCUGCCAAAGAGAAAGCUGCACUUCUAGCCAUAGAAGAGCAAGCAAAGUCAAACAAUGUACAAAUUACAUCAUUAUCAACAAAAUUAUUAGAAGUAAGAAAUGAAUUGGAGUCCUGUAGAGAAGAAUGCAGGACCCUACGGGAAAAAUUGACUAUUACAUAUGAAAAUGCACGUAUCAAGGAAAAUUCCAGGUUUGUUUAACUUUUUAAAUUAUUU
This is a messenger RNA of Cajanus cajan (pigeon pea), 3440 nucleotides long. Lineage: Eukaryota; Viridiplantae; Streptophyta; Magnoliopsida; Fabales; Fabaceae. The record is from RefSeq and is a predicted model, not a curated record.